GUGUGCGCUGGCUUCAGAAGGUCUCCACCCGAGAGUAUGGCGGUUGAGGAUGCUGGAAGAUGCAGAAGAAUAGCUAUUCUGGAAUGCAGCAGCGUCCUUAAGGAUCUCCAAAUGACGCUCGGAGGGGACGCGUGAUGCCUCACAUGCUCGCCCUGACGGGGCGCGACGCGCUUUUAUAACCUAAAGUGCACGCAAAUGCAUGUUAAACGAUUACUUCUCCAAACAGCUGUUGGGUUCUGGUUAUUCGAGGUGGUUAGAGAUGCCAUGAAGUCCGCGCAUUGGCUCUUUGUGCGUCUCUGUUAUUUGUCUCUAUGGUGAGUGUUGCAAUACAGCCAGCCAUGGCUCCGCGUCUGCUCGACUUCUGCGAUAUUCAAGGCAAGUUUCCCGUCGCAUCUGAUCGGUUUGGACACUGUUAGCUGGCUCCAUUACGCGCGUCACGUCGGUUCGCAUCCGUUCGCAAUGCGCGAGUAUAAGGUGGUGGUGCUGGGCAGCGGAGGGGUCGGGAAAUCCGCUCUCACGGUCCAGUUCGUGACCGGGACCUUCAUCGAGAAGUACGACCCGACCAUCGAAGACUUCUACCGCAAGGAGAUCGAGGUGGAUUCGUCGCCGUCGGUGCUGGAGAUCCUGGACACGGCGGGGACGGAGCAGUUCGCGUCCAUGCGGGAUCUCUACAUCAAGAACGGCCAGGGCUUCAUCCUGGUCUACAGCCUGGUCAACCAGCAGAGCUUCCAAGAUAUAAAGCCCAUGAGAGACCAGAUCAUCAGGGUGAAGAGGUACGAGCGCGUGCCCGUGAUUCUCGUGGGAAACAAGGUGGACCUGGACAACGAGCGUGAGGUUUCGUCGAGCGAGGGUCAAGCUCUAGCUGAAGAAUGGGGCUGCCCGUUCAUGGAGACGUCGGCCAAGAGCAAAACCAUGGUGGACGAACUGUUCUCUGAGAUAGUCAGGCAGAUGGACUACGCCUCUCAGCCGGAUAAGGAAGACCCGUGCUGCUCCUCCUGCAAUAUACAAUAACCCCUCACAAUCACACGAGGUUCUUAGAGGGGUUCAACAUGGAGAUCAUCGCUAGAGCGGUGUUCAUACACGUCAUGCCCACGUGAACGGCGUUUACACACUAGAGAAUGCUGCAGAUCCAUUGGUUUGAAUGGGAAUGAUGCAUUGCAAAGACAUACACAGCUAACAGGGAAGGUUCUCAGAAGGUUUUUUAUUAACAAACGUUCAUCCAGUAACGUUAAUAGAAUGUUCGUUCAAAGUUCUCUGGUCUUUAAUAAUGUUCUCAGAAUGUUUGCACAAAAAAACAAACAUUAUUUAUGCAUCAUUCAUGGAAACGUUUUAGUUGGAUGUUCCUCUAACAUUGUUUAAAUGUUACUGUUUGAUUUGGAAUGUUAGAGAACAUUCAAAACUAACAUUCCUUUAAUGUUUGCAGAAUGGAAUGUUCGCAUAACCAAGAAAGAAUAUUUUUAAAACAUUAAAACACUGAAUGUUUUGAAUGUUCAGAGACCUUUGAGAAUUUUAGUUUUUCAUAACGUAAUGGGAACAUUAGCUAAACAUUCUUUUCACAACUUUUUUUGUUAGCUGCCUGUUUUUUCUUGGUUAUGGGAAUGUUACAGAAAACAUUAGGGGAACAUUUCAUUUUAUCAUUUUGCAAACAUUAUUGAACGUUCAGAUAACAUUCAGAAAUAACGUUUUCACAAUGUGAUGGGAACGUUCUCAAAACGUUCUUAAAACAUACUUUUGUUAGCUCCCCAUUUUUUCUUGGUUAUGCGAAUGUUACAGAAAACAUUAAUAGAAUGUUCCAUUUUAUCAUUUUGCAAACAUUAUUGAACUAACUUUCAAAAAUAACUCUUAUAAGAAGAGUUAUUUCUGAAACUAACUUGCAGAAAUAAGUCCAUGCAACUUUGAAUGGAUGUUCUAUUAAUGCAACUGGAAAGAAUGUGUGAUCAACUUUGAGAGAACCUUACUGUAUAUCACGAGGGUUUGCAAAAGUGAUGUUGCGAUGAUUUUUAGCAUCCGUUCAGCUCUUGGAAUCUCAAGUGAGGCGAAAUCCAGUUUGCUGUUUUCCCGCUUAUGACCCGACGUUUCCCUCCAAAAUGGAUCACAAAGUGCAAAGCUUUGUCUAGUGUGUAAAUGCCUUAAUUCAACACGAUUAUGAUUAAUAAAUUAACAAGAAACUGUAAAAAAAAAAAAGGUCAAAGGGGUUAAAAAUGCACCAAACUUGAGUCUUUCUUUUCCCCGCAUGUUUUCAUUCUAAGUUUGACGCUGUUCGCAAGAGACUCAAUCGCGUUGAUUUCGCCAUUUAGUUUGCACAUAUAGAACCUGAUGUCUUAAACUGCCAUUACUUUAAUAAAGAGCCAGAAUGAGCUAGUUUUGUUCUUCCAAACGGCCCGCUGUCAGCGAAGGUGACGUUUCCUCCGAGGGACUCUCAGACGUCGGGGUUUGAAAUGUUCAUGAGGGGAUCGAUGUGUGCGCGGUGUCCCAUUGCAGCGAUGAGGGGCUUUACUUUGAGGGACAUUUUCUUUGAGGAAGCCAAAUAGGAUGCUGAGAAGCACUUUUCUUUUGUAAUGUCGUGUCUGUUUUGAUUUAUGAAACUGCUGGGAAUAUUCAGCUGAUUAUGUUGUGGUUUCUAAUUAGCACCUCGAUAUAGAAUGUUGCAAAUACUGAAUUAUGUAUUUUGUAAUAAUGUAGUAAAACAAUCAUGGGAUUUGCUUUAGAAUAGCUUUGAAUUGGGUGGGAACAGUAUUUGUCAUGAAAAGCUAUCGGCACUUUCCACAAAAAGAGUCCAGAUGUCCUGUUACUUUUAUUUGAAGCAAUAAAGACAUAAAGAACUAGUUAGAUAAACUGUUAAAUUAACCUAACAUUCAAAGUAGGUAGUUUUAAACAUCUCAAAUGUGAACCCUUGAAAAUGACGAUUUUGUCCUGUCACACCUCAGAGACUAUAUACAGCGGUUAAAAUCAUACAAUAUCUGUUGAAUUACUAUUUGAUUAAAUGCAGAAAAUUAUUCAUUAUUAUUUAUUAUUAAUUAUUAAUUAAUAUUAUUUAAAAAAUAUGUGAUAAAUACAUUUAUACAAUAAAUACAAUUAAUUUAAUUGUAAUGAUUAAAUAUUAAUUGUUCUAUUUACAUUUAGCCAUUUAGCAGACGCUUUUAUCCAAAGUGACUUAUUCCAUUUAAAUUAUUCAAUUUAAUUGAGUUAUUAAAGCUGCAGUCCGUAACUUUUUUUGGUUAAAAAUGAUCCAAAAUCAAUAUUUGAGCAAGUACAUAUCCAGCCAGUGUUCAAAACUAUCGCCUUACUAUAGCCCAAUUCACAUCGGUUAUCUUAUAAUAAUGUUUUCUAAUUUGAGUGGUACGGGUAGGUUUCCGCAGGAAACUCGAGCAUGGCACUGUGUCAUUACGUCACGUCUGUAAACAUAAAGAAGUUGUCCCGGCUAGUAGGCUAUGGCAUGUAAGGAUCCUGCAGGUGGCGGAUCGUUUAUAGCCUUUUCUCACAGCAGCUAGAAUAAUUAAAUGUAUCAUUUUGAUGGCGGAUUGUAAUCCAGAAAGGAUUAUGUGUUUAUGAAACACAUGUGAAUGAAAUGAAAUUAUAUUUCAGUUUUUAAUGUGCUUCUGAUUACAGCCUGGGAUUACACACGAUUUGUAUUUUAAAGAAAACCAGUUUGAAGGGAGAAUAAUUAGCUUUUUUGGGUUAAAAGAAUUUCUUAAUAUGAAAUUCGAAUGCUUUUUUCCUCAGUUGGUCAGAACAAACGUGGCAGACUUGUUACUUACUUGUUUAGAUGGCAAUAUACGGUGAAAAUUAUUAUAUGGGUCAUAUAUUCCAAGACAUAGGCUAGAAUCUGUGAUUGCGAAGUACAGUAAACAUCCACACCGGUGAGUGACUGACUGCUACACAUUCACUUCAAAACAUUAGAUUCAUCCGCGCUGGAGCCGUGCCGGAGCACAACCCACACAAGCGAGAUAAUUCCGCAAGCAGCUUGCAAUUCCAGGUUUUCAAACAUAGAUGGCGACAAAGAGGCAAAACUUACGGACCGCAGCUUUAAAUGACUAUAAUAAAGACAAAAAAAAAACAACUAGUUAGUAGUGCUGUCAAACAGUUAAUCACGAUUAAUUGCAUUAAAAAUAAUAGUUUUUGUUUACAUAAUAUAUGUAUAUGUGUACUGUAUAUAUUUAUUAUGUGUGUAUAUAUAUAUA
This is a messenger RNA of Onychostoma macrolepis, 4181 nucleotides long. It is a transcript of the gene rap2ab, whose product is annotated as RAP2A, member of RAS oncogene family b. The record is from RefSeq and is a predicted model, not a curated record. The coding region runs from base 460 to 1011 and encodes 183 amino acids. Gene Ontology annotation, biological process: Rap protein signal transduction; negative regulation of cell migration. The transcript is spliced from 2 exons. Gene Ontology annotation, molecular function: GTPase activity; GDP binding; GTP binding. Gene Ontology annotation, cellular component: plasma membrane. NCBI's taxonomy places the organism in Eukaryota, Metazoa, Chordata, Actinopteri, Cypriniformes, Cyprinidae.